GAGUACAGUUUUGGCUGGUUUAGAGCGCACGCACAUGCGCUGUUAAAAACUUAUUUUUAGUAUAAAUUUUAUAAAAAAAUUUUUCGUUCGUUUUGAGUUCAGUACGAAUUUUUGCUUAAACUAAAAAAACAGUAAUUAAAAUUAUUUUUUUAAUUCAAAUCUUAACUAUAAUAAGAAGUAAACCGGUCCGGUUAAGUGCAAUUUGAGUAAGGUUUACAAAAGGAAAAGCCGCGUCCAGAUAACAACCCACAACACACCAAAAAUUUAACAAAGGAACAAGUUUUGGUUUUAAUAAAAACCGUUUCGGUGAAAGAAGGCUAAAAUAAAAAGAAAAUCCUAAACAAGUUUCAUUUUUGCUGUUUUGUGUUAAAAAGUACAUAUAUAUAUAUAUAUAUUUUUAUACCUUUCUACCUCAAACUACAACUCUCACCCUUGCCAUUAGCGGUCAACAUAAUUCAGUUAUUGCCGUAAAUCUCAAAUGCAAAAUUUCAGUUUAAGUUAAAGAUAUAAACAGACAGCGUCGUUGCAGUAAUUUGCAAAAACUUAUCUAUCUCAAAGCUGGGAUAUAAAACAAACCGCAACGGAAAUACGAAAUAAUUAAAAGACUUUAAUCAACAAUCCAAAAAAUAACUUACGAAAUAAAUUUGAUUUAAUAAAAUGAUACGAAUAAGGAUAUUUGUGAUGCUUGGCGUAGCACUGAUUUGCUUUACGGUAGCAGCAAAUGCAUUUGAUGUUAUGAGUUUACCUCCAAUAGCUGACAAAAAUAUACAAACCGGAAACAGGAUGUUAUAUGAAAAAGAAAUGCUUGAAAAUUCCACACAAGUGGAAAAUUUAAGCAAUGAUUAUCUAAUGGAUGUAAACGAAAUACCUGUGCGAUUUGAUGAGACACAAUUGUGGCGAAUUUAUAACAUAUCGAAUGAUAUGCGAAAUGAAAUGCCAGUAGCAGAAACCUUGGAGAAUAAGUUCGGUGGGGUUAUAUGGAAAGAAAAUUCCAAAUUUUUGGAUAUUUCAAUUGGCAAAGAACAUCUUAAAGCGGCACGUAGUUUUCUCAUUGACAAUCAACUUGAUAGCGAAAUUCUUAAUGGCAAUAUACAAGAUCUAAUCGAUAUGGAACAAUUGGAAGGAGCAGAAGCUACACAAGGCAUUGCUGGACGGCGCAUAAAAAAAGCUGCCCGUAGUGGCAUGAACUGGAAAGACUAUCAGGACUUGGACGUUAUAUAUGCCUUCAUGCGUGAAAUUCGCGGAAAAUUUCCAAAUAUUUGUCGUCUAUACACUAUUGGUAAAACGACCGAGGGUCGCGACCUGAAAGUUUUGAGAAUAUCAGAAAAUCCGCGUGAAUAUAAAAAAAUCUGGAUCGACGGUGGAAUACACGCACGCGAAUGGAUUAGUCCCGCUACUGUCACUUUUAUACUAUACCAACUGAUGUCGAAUUGGGAAAGUCAGCCAGCAGCUAUACGCGAGAAAACCUGGUAUAUAAUGCCAGUGAUGAAUCCCGAUGGUUAUGUCUACAGUCGUACAGUGAAUCGUCUAUGGCGUAAAAAUCGUGCACCAUCAAAACGUUCCAAUUGUCUUGGUGUUGAUUUAAAUCGUAACUUUGAUAUUGGUUGGAAUGGUUUUGGUUCAUCGACAAACCCUUGCAGUGAUACAUAUCGCGGCUCUAAACCUGGCUCAGAAUUGGAAACAGACGCUGUUGUGAAAUUUCUAAGCAAACGUAAAUACAAUAUGGAAGCAUAUUUAACUUUCCACAGUUAUGGACAAGUAUUAGUCUAUCCAUGGGCUUAUAAAGCUGUCAAAGUUAAGGAUUCAGCAGAGUUGCAAAGUGUCGCAAACACGGCAGUGCAACGGAUUGAAGAGAAAACUGGCGCUAUAUAUCGUGCCUCUGUUACACAUGAAAUUUUGGGUAUUGCCGGUGGUGGUUCCGAUGACUGGAGCCGUGCCGCCUUAGGUAUUAAAUAUGUAUACACUGUUGAAUUGCGUGACCGUGGUCAUUUUGGUUUUGUUCUACCACCCGCACAAAUUUUAGACACUGCAAUUGAGGGUUACACCGUUGUCGAGACCGUGGCGCAGGCCAUAGUAUAAAACUAUAUACGAAAUUAUUUGUAUCUAUGCAAUUAAGUUAGAGUUUUUUCAUUUUUCGUAAUAUCUAAGAGUUUCCAGUGUGUUAGUAAUUUAAUGCAUUUUUUUUGUAUGAAUGUGUGUUUUUGUGUGAUAGUUUUACAAUCCAUAAAUUCUUUUUUGGAUUACUUUAACUAAUUUUUUAUUAUUUAAU
This is a messenger RNA of Teleopsis dalmanni, 2269 nucleotides long. Its product is annotated as carboxypeptidase B. The transcript is spliced from 5 exons. The coding region runs from base 658 to 2079 and encodes 473 amino acids. Gene Ontology annotation, biological process: proteolysis. NCBI's taxonomy places the organism in Eukaryota, Metazoa, Arthropoda, Insecta, Diptera, Diopsidae. Gene Ontology annotation, molecular function: zinc ion binding; metallocarboxypeptidase activity. The record is from RefSeq and is a predicted model, not a curated record.